Molecule: messenger RNA, 204 nt
Organism: Rotaria sp. Silwood2
Lineage: Eukaryota; Metazoa; Rotifera; Eurotatoria; Philodinida; Philodinidae
Source: the annotation of a GenBank genome assembly
AUGCAUGCUGAGUUAACUACUGCUUAUAAACAAGGUGCUGUUUCAUACCAUGCAGUUACUCAUUGGUUUGAUCAAUUUUCCAGUGCACGAAAGUCGUUGGAAGAUUAUCCUCGAAAUGAUCGUCGAAUAACAGUCGUUACUCAACAAAAUAUUGUUGAUGCUACGGAUCUGGUGAAGGAUGAUCCGCAGAUUGGUAUUGAUUAA